GCACACGGUCAACGGCUCCCUCCAUCAUGAAGCUGGCGGUUACUCUGCUCAUCACUGUUGUACUUUGCAGCUCCCUCGGUGCCGGCUCGGCUCAUGAGGUUGUCCCGGGCUUUCUCCAGACUCUUCUUGAAGGCUCUCUUGAACAGCUGUAUGCCGGGCCAAUUUCUCAGUACAAAAUCGAUGAUUUGACCAAAGCUGCUCUGACUGCGUUGAAGAAAUGCAUUGACGAGCUUUCUCCCGAGCAUGUAAAGGCCCUGGUCAACCUUCUGAAACUUGUUCGGACAGAGGCUUAAAGGGGCAAAAUAUUCCUCGGGGUUUUUGCAGUUUCACCCAGUCACUGACAACGCUUCACCCCGACUUCCAGCUGCUGGGAUACAAAACCUCUGGGAAAACGGCCACCACAAAACCCAGAGCAACCCAGGACACCGGUAGCUGCUCUCCCGGACUCGACGUGCUGAAUCCUGCACCGUGUCGCCUUCCCGGGUGUUUCAGAUUGCAUUUCUCAGGAGGUCAAAUCUAAGCUUUACAGAAAAUUCGGAUGAUGUUUGAAAAUGAUCUCUGUCACCCGUUUUUAUAAAUAAAGGUCUUGGUUGUCCUUUUU
Molecule: messenger RNA, 601 nt
Organism: Dromaius novaehollandiae (emu)
Lineage: Eukaryota; Metazoa; Chordata; Aves; Casuariiformes; Dromaiidae
Gene: SCGB1C1
Product: secretoglobin family 1C member 1
Exons: 3
Coding region: 27-293 (88 amino acids)
Source: RefSeq, a predicted model, not a curated record